AUGGCAGAGGCCGGUAUUUCAGAGUUUCAUGACCAGUUCAAGUGUCUAGUCUGUCCAGAUCUUCUUAAGGAUCCUGUUACUAUUCCCUGUGGACACAGUUACUGUAUGGGCUGUAUUAAGGACUACUGGGAUCAGGAUGAUCAGAAGGGAGUCUACAGCUGCCCCCAGUGCAGACAGACCUUCACACCAAGACCUGCCCUUGGUAAAAACACCAUAUUGGCUGAAAUGGUGGAGAAACUGAAGAAGAUGAGACUCCAAGCUGCUGCUCCUCCUGCUCACUGUUAUGCUGGACCUGGAGAUGUGGAGUGUGGUGUUUGUACUGGGAGAAAACUCAAAGCCAUCAAGUCCUGUCUGGUCUGUCGGGACUCCUACUGUCAAACUCACUUUGAACGUCAUGAAGAACUUUUUAAAGGGAAGAGGCACAAUGUGACUGGUGCUACUACAAAACUACAAGACCAGAUUUGCCCUCAUCAUGACGAAACUAUAGAGCUCUGGUGUCAAACUGACCAACAGUUCAUGUGUUAUCUUUGUAAGCUGGAUAAACACAAAAAACAUAAAACCGUAUUAGUGGCAGCAGAGAGGACUGAAAGACAGAAGCAGUUGAGAGAUACUCAGAGGAAAACCCAGCAGAGAAUCCAGGAGAGAGAGAAGGAGGUGCAGGAGCGGAGACAGGCUGUGGAGUCUCUGAGGCGCUCUGCACAGGCAGCAGUGGAGGACAGUGAGAGGAUCUUUACUGAGCUGAUCUGUUCCAUUGAGAGAAGGUGCCGUGAGGUGACAGAGCUGAUCAGAGAUCAGGAGAAGAGUGAAUCGAGUCGGAUUGAAGGAGUCCUGGAGCGACUGGAGCAGGAGAUUUCUGAUCUGAGGAGGAGAGACACUGAACUGGAGCAGCUUUCACACACAGAGGAUCACAUCCAUUUCCUCCAGAGUUUCUCCUCUCUCUGUUCCCCUCCUGGAUCUGAAGACUUACCCAGCAUCACUGUCUGUCCACACCUCUCUUUUGAGGAUGUAAGAAAAUCUGUCUCUCAGCUGAAAGAGCAACUGGAGGAUUUCUGUAAAAAGGAGUUUGGAAGACUUUACAGUAAAGUGAAAAACAUCAAGAUCAGUCCUUGCCCUGAACCCUAA
Molecule: messenger RNA, 1122 nt
Organism: Chanos chanos (milkfish)
Lineage: Eukaryota; Metazoa; Chordata; Actinopteri; Gonorynchiformes; Chanidae
Product: E3 ubiquitin/ISG15 ligase TRIM25-like
Exons: 5
Coding region: 1-1122 (373 amino acids)
Molecular function (GO): zinc ion binding
Source: RefSeq, a predicted model, not a curated record